Molecule: messenger RNA, 1584 nt
Organism: Drosophila novamexicana
Lineage: Eukaryota; Metazoa; Arthropoda; Insecta; Diptera; Drosophilidae
Product: putative gustatory receptor 58b
Exons: 1
Coding region: 168-1397 (409 amino acids)
Biological process (GO): sensory perception of taste
Cellular component (GO): membrane
Source: RefSeq, a predicted model, not a curated record
GUACCCACGCUACAUGGAAAAUAAAUGAGCCUUGGGAACUGUCAAGCCAUCAGAUUAUCAUCAACGAAACGCACCUUUAACUAAUUAAUUUGCCUCAUUAACAGUCAACAGCCAAAGGCUUUUCGGUUUCCAUCUAUUUUCAAUUAGUUUGUGCCUCUAACCGAAGCAUGUUGAAUCGUAAGCUACGCGUGCUGCUCAUCAUAAGCUACUACCACAUGCUCGUCUAUGGGCUGAUGCCAACGACGCUGAAAAUUGGUAACUGCGACCUGGCCAUAGCGAAGGUAUCCGCCGGCUAUAUGAUCUAUAGCGUGUUCCUGACCGUGGUGCUAUUGUUGGAGGUACCGUGUAUGAUGCUCGGCGGCCUCUUCAGCGGGUAUAUGAGGAACAACAUUGUGCUGCAGUGGGCUCUCAUUGUUGGACUGAUGGUACGCAUUAUUGCCAUUUUGAGCUGCUAUGGGCUGGUCUGGCUACAACGCCAACGGCUAAUACAGCUUUACAGAGACUUUCUUGUGCAUUGGAGGGCCCACUGGCAAAUCCUGUGUCGUGUUGCCGGCGAAGAGUCACUGGAACGAAUGCAAUUGAUUCUGGCGGGAGUACUGCGCCGCAAUCUGUGCAUUAAUUAUGCGAUGCUCUGCUGCUCGAUUCUAAUGCAAUAUCGCUUGCUCAGCUCGGGAAAUCGUUUGCAGCUGUUGAUGCAUGCUGCUGCAAUGCUGAUGGUUUCUGUGGGGCGAAUUGGCUUUUUUACGCUUCUCCUGCUGCUCAAUCAUCAGUUCCUGGCUGUUCAACUCUCGCUGCAGGCCUUAUGCCGGCGCGUGCGAUCGCGCUCGCAGGAGGAUCUGAGACGCAUUGCUGGCAUACACGCCGAGUGGGUCAUUUUGGCCCGACGCGCAUUUAGCAUUUACGACGUGGCUAAUGCCAGCAUCUUUCUGAAUAUGUUUGCCGUUAAUGUGAAUAUUCUCUACCAUGCCGUGCAAUUUGCUAAUCAGACAAUCGAGUCCGAUAGCUGGGGAUUUCUCAUUGGCGACGGACUUAUUGUAUUCAACUUUUGGAAUUCGGCCUUAAUUAUGAAUAUGUUGGAUAGCGCAAUAAACUCAUGCAAUGAUUCGGCUCAGCUCGUUAAACAGUUUAACAAUCUACACACACUGAGCCCGGAGUCAGAGAAAGAGGUGUGUCAAUUUUCAAAAUUUAAGCCACUUUUUCAAAUAUGCCCCUUUUGCUUGCAGUUGGAGCUAUUUGUGAUUCACCUACGCAACAAUCGUCUUGUCUAUCGAAUUUGCGGCUGUGUGGUCCUCGACAAGCCUGCCUGUCUGGGGUACUUAGCCACCGUUCUGUGCCACGUCAUCUUUCUAAUGCAAUUUGAUCUGAAGCGUAGGUAUGAAGAGGGCUUGACAAACUAGAACAUUAAAAAUAUAUGUCUUUUAAAAGACUGUCUUAGCCGAAGUCCAAUAGAUAUUGAUAAUUAGAAUGAUAAUGAUGUUACUUCUUGGUAGCUUUAAUUAGUGCCAUUUCACAAUAAUAUCGGUUCAGGUAUCUGAUUUUUAAAAACUGGUACAACAGACACAGAUACAUAGGAAGACAGACAGA